AUGGGAGAGGAGUUCAUCAGGGAGCUGCUGAAUUUGUGUUUACACCGACUCGCUUUAGAGCAAAACACACACUCUGAGCUCGAGCUUAUUGAGGUGGUGAGAAACUUCGAGGCGGUCAGGAAGAAAUGGCUCCACGCCGAACUCGAGCUGAAGAAAUACAAAGAGCUGCUGGUGAAAUCAGACGUGGCCCGAGCCGCCCUGGAGGUCAAACUCAAACAUGCCCGCAAUCAGGUGGACGUGGAGAUCAAAAAACGUUUUAAAGUUGAGGCGGACUAUCAGUACUUGGAACGCCAGAUGCUACUGAUGACCGAAAUCCUUGCUCAGGAUGGCAAAUCAAGUUCCUGCCUUAAUGAGGAACAGAGAAACAUGCUGGCAAACUUCCAUCACCAAGGAGCUAACGUCAUACAGCACAGAAACAAACGGUUGUCUGUGAUCGACGAGUCGUCUUUCCUGUCUCAUUCAGACAUCAGCUAUGACAGGACUGAUGAUGACCUGGUAGGUUCAGGUGACCACAAACAGGAUUUUGACAGUACGGCUGUUGUGAAGCCUCUGAAGUCGAGAUCUCGGGAGAAAAGACGUUCGUCGAUGGGGCCAAGUGUCGGAUUUCCGAUCCAGAAACGUGGGCGACUCAGUGGACGUUCUGGAGACCUGCUCAGUGCGAGACCACCAGAGAAGGAAGUGGAGGCGACAGUGGUUACGGCAUCAGUCACUACCCCUGAUAAUGGCGGUCAGCUCCACAUGGUGAUUGACAUCACUCAGGAAACACCGGAGCCCAUCAGAACCCCCCGAGCUGAUCUCCUGCCGUCUGUGAGCGAGCAGACAUCAGUGUGGGCUCAGUCUGAAAUCACUGAGGUUGACAUGGUGAUUACGCAGAUGGAAGAGACCAGUGCAGAACCCGAAGUUCCUCCAUCUUUCAAUCCCAUUGUGGACGCUAACGUCCAGCAGAAUAUUGUCCAGCAUGUCUUCCAGCCCAAAACUGUGAUCCGUCCCGAGACCUGCACUCCCUGUAAGAAAAGGAUCCGUUUUGGGAAAGUGGCGAUGAAGUGCAGGGACUGCCGUGUGAUCGCUCAUCCCGAGUGUAAACACCUGUGUGUGGAAAAAUGUUUCCAGAAUACACAGAGAACUGCCCAGCCGAAUGAGGGGGCGUUGGAGAGUUUUUGUCCCUCCACUCCACCCCGGAUCCCAGCCCUGAUCAUUCAGUGUGUUGAAGAAAUUGAGCGACGUGGCCUUCAGGAGAAGGGGCUGUACCGUGUCCCGGGAGGAGAGCGGGCGGUGAAGGAGUUACGGGAGCGGUACCUCAGUGCUAAAGGUCCUCUCCUGCUGCACCGUGUGGAUGAGGUUCACGUGGUCUGUGGCCUCCUGAAGGACUUCCUGAGGAAACUCCGAGAGCCACUAGUCACCUUCAAACUCCACAAAACCUUCAUGGAGGCAGCAGAGUUGUCAGAUGAUGAUAACAGCUCAGCGAUGAUGAUUCAGGCCAUCGGAGAACUUCCACAGCCGAACAGGGAGACUCUCGCCUUCCUGAUCCUGCAUCUACAGAGAGUGACUCAGAGUCCUCCGUGUCAGAUGGAUCAGAAUAAUCUGGCUCGUGUUUUUGGACCCACCAUUAUCGGGCACGGCAUGUCUGAGCCGUCUCCGCUUACCAUCAUGAGGGACACCAACACGCAACCCAAAGUGGUGUUGCGGCUGCUCUCUCUCCCGGCUGAUUACUGGAACAGCCUCCUUACUGCAGAGAGAGAUCAGCCCAGAUCUCUCUCACACCCGGUGAGAGAUCAGCCCAGAUCUCACACGCCCAUGGACCGAGAUCAGCUGAUCUCUUCAGUAAUCUGGUCCAACAUCGGCAGCUCCUCUCCAUCCACAGACCGAGAUCGGAUGUUCAAACCAGUUACCUCUCCUGAGCUGGCCAAGUACAGCACGACUCCAGGCAGCUCUUCCAUCAAGGGCAAGAUCAAGAUCCUGGGCAGUGCUUUCAACAACCCAAUCCUGCUGUAUUCCAGAACCAAACCAAAACCUGAACCAUCGAAAAAGAAGUUCUUUACAUCGCCAAAGUGA
This is a messenger RNA of Neoarius graeffei (lesser salmon catfish), 2052 nucleotides long. Its product is annotated as rac GTPase-activating protein 1. Gene Ontology annotation, biological process: signal transduction. The transcript has 16 exons. The coding region runs from base 1 to 2052 and encodes 683 amino acids. NCBI's taxonomy places the organism in Eukaryota, Metazoa, Chordata, Actinopteri, Siluriformes, Ariidae. The record is from RefSeq and is a predicted model, not a curated record.